Molecule: messenger RNA, 735 nt
Organism: Hemicordylus capensis (graceful crag lizard)
Lineage: Eukaryota; Metazoa; Chordata; Lepidosauria; Squamata; Cordylidae
Product: TLC domain-containing protein 5-like
Exons: 2
Coding region: 1-735 (244 amino acids)
Cellular component (GO): membrane
Source: RefSeq, a predicted model, not a curated record
AUGGUCUCCAUUGCCGUUCAAGUGGUCUUCAGCCUGCUGGUCUGGCUUUCACUCUACAGUGGCUUUUGGUGUCGGAACAAGCACCGUACAGCUGAAUGGAGCUGCCGGCUGGUCACCCUGAUGCAUGGCCUGAUCGUUACCUUCCUCUCUGGCUACAUUGUUCUGAUCGACGGACCCUGGCCUUUGACUCAUGCAGGCUCCCCGAACACGGCCCUCCAGGUCUGCCUGAUGUGCCUAACCCUGGGAUACUUCAUCUUUGACCUGAGCUGGUGCCUCUAUUUCAACAGCGAGGGAGAGCUGAUGAUCUGCCACCACGCACUGAGCAUCUGUGGCAUGGUUAUUGUGCUGGUGCUGGGUGUGUCUGCGACCGAAAUCAAUGCCGUCAUCUUCGUGAGCGAGAUCACCAACCCGCUGCUGCAGGCGCGCUGGUUCCUGCGGGAGAUGGGCCGCUACCACAACAGCCUGGGGGAUGUGGUGGAUUUCCUCUUUGUUACCCUAUUCUUGGGAAUGCGGAUCGUCGGGGGAGCGUGGAUCGUGCACUCAGUGGUGAUUUCGCCCAAGACAAUCUGGAUACUGAAAGGGGGAGUCUUGGCUAUGUACCUGGUGUCCUUGGGGUUUCUGCUGAAUGUUCUUGGUUUCGCCAGGAGGAAAAUGUGGAAGAAAUACUUUGCUUGGAAGACUGAAGGAACUGGGGGAGAACUGCCCAAAAGCAAUGGACAUCUGCCUGCCUGUUAA